UCACAGGUUGUAUUAUGCAUGCGCCGCACAUAGGUCAAGCCGCACGCUUGCUGUCAAAACAUCUUUUCAAAGCCUCGUGGCUAUUUGCCGAACACCGGGGUUUCGCCUGAGGUCAGCAAGUCAGCAAGCAUGCCCACGUCCAAUUAUGGUUCGUCCUGUUUAUAAAAAACCGUUGACUGGACCCUGCAGCGGCUCUUCUUCUCACGCUUUGACCAAACAAAGUCUCUCGACCGGUAUUAUGUUCAUCCUGCAGUACGUCAAUGCGCAAUUGACACUGUCUACUGCCCGUCUAAUUCGUUUCCAUCACCUCCUGUACAAUGGAUACGAAGUCACUCAUCAACCCGAGACAAUGUUGGUGCCCGGGCAAAUGCGGCUAGCACACAAAUUUCAGGGCGGAACUGGCAGCGGAACAGUGCUAACCGAUGCCAAGGUACUACCUUUUCUUGGAAGAUAUUUCCGGGCGAACCAUGUUGGACAAUCUUACUGGGCGUUACAGCUCUGCCCCUCCAUAAUAGGCCAGCGGCAUUGCGUCCGAAGAGUGCAAUAUUCCAAACGUCACUUUGUUAUCAUUCUACACUCUACAAUACUUCAGCUCCGAUCUGAUUCGUCACUAUCUCGCCUGCCUCGAACCUACAGCGAGGGGCAUCCUGGAUAGUGGUUCGUUGUUAGCAGGUCAGGCGAGCAAACAACGCGCACCUUGAGUGACAACAAAUGCAGCAUUGCAUUAGGACUGCAUUGCAUCUUCCUGCUAGACAAUCUGACUGCGCCGCACGUUUCCACUAGACAUAGGUAAUAUCGACGUCUACCAUACAGUAGCGUGGCCCCAUAUGCAUUGCCUAAAUCCGAACGAUCCCCUUAGUCUCGUCAUCUCCCAAUCUAACCAUCUGUCUCCUUGCACAUUGAUACACUAUGGGCGAUGCGUUCGAAAGUCAGACAC
Dothidotthia symphoricarpi CBS 119687 is the source of this 937-nucleotide messenger RNA. RefSeq lists its product as uncharacterized. The record is from RefSeq and is a predicted model, not a curated record. Bases 146 to 655 code for a protein of 169 amino acids. Lineage: Eukaryota; Fungi; Ascomycota; Dothideomycetes; Pleosporales; Dothidotthiaceae. The transcript has a single exon.